AUGAAACAUACUCCCUUGCUCGCUCCUUCAUCUCUCACCACCAUUUCACCCACCCAUCACCCCUCUCAUUCUGCUACACUUCCCAUCACCACACCCACCAACCUCACCUCUAUUUCUUCUUUCCACAUUCCACCAUCACUUCACCACCUACCUACCCUUUCUUUCUCUUUCCUUCGCCUCCCACCACCACACUCACCUCUCUUCCUGCUUCAAGAUUUAGCACAGGGCUUGCAGAUACAGAGACAAAAGAAGAAGAAGGGGAACCUGAACCGGAAUCAGACUGUUGCAGUGAUAACCAUACCGGUUGCUCUUAAGAUCGCCAUUGAGUUUAGAACGAGGAGUUUGUCUCAGUUGCAGGAGAAGACGAUGAAAGUCAACAUCUUGCAGUGGCAUGCUGUUGCUUCAUGGACAUGGGAUGCACAAGAUGAAACAUGUGGGAUUUGCAGGAUGGCAUUUGAUGGUUGUUGUCCUGAUUGUAAACUCCCUGGGGAUGAUUGCCCACUAAUUUGGGGUGCAUGCAACCAUGCGUUCCAUCUUCAUUGCAUCUUAAAAUGGGUAAAUUCACAGACUUCUCAGGCGCAUUGCCCCAUGUGCCGCAGGGAGUGGCAAUUCAAAGGGUGA
This is a messenger RNA of Prunus armeniaca (apricot), 621 nucleotides long. The record is from the annotation of a GenBank genome assembly. NCBI's taxonomy places the organism in Eukaryota, Viridiplantae, Streptophyta, Magnoliopsida, Rosales, Rosaceae.